Messenger RNA from Caretta caretta (loggerhead turtle), 1208 nucleotides. RefSeq names its product transmembrane protein 212 (gene TMEM212). The record is from RefSeq and is a predicted model, not a curated record. Lineage: Eukaryota; Metazoa; Chordata; Testudines; Cheloniidae.
AUGAAAACAAAGAGCCUGUAUGAGGGUACCGGAGGGACACUUAUUACCUUUGGGAUUAUAAGCAUUUUCUCUGGAAUUUUUGCUUUCUUUCCUGUUUUUUCUUAUAAGCCUUGGUUUGCUGGCUGGAGCGUUCGAAUCACCUGUCCCAUCUGGAAUGGAACUUUGGCUGUUAUUGCUGGUGUACUUAUUCUUUUGGCUGACAGAGGACAAACACAAAGAUCACUUUGGGAAGCUAGCUUCACCUUUGGCAUAUUGAGCAUCAUGGGCUCCCCAAUUCAAUUUGCUGUUGCAAUUGUCUCCAUCCUGCUUGGUCCAUAUUGCUACUAUUCAUUUGCUGGGAUUGCAGGGACCAACUAUCUCGGUUAUGCAGUUUUGUUCCCUUUUCCCUACAAGGAAUUUAUGUCUCUUUGCAAGGACCCAUUGCACUACGAGUGGUACCAUCUGGUUCUACAAAUACUAGACCUUUGCUCAAGUUUUGUCAUGUUUUGUGGUUCUUUGGCUAUUGUGAUCAAGCUCACUGCAAGACUGCUCCAAUUUGGACAUUUAAAUGUGAGUAUCAAUCAUUAUAGGGAAAGCGGAUUACUGCCAAUAACACAGUAGCUAUGACUACCAACUUCCCUUUACUUAGUGGCAUGUCAGACCUGCUCAAGGUUAGGCCACAUCCUGAACUCACUCACACCAGAUUUACACUUCAAUAACUCAACUGAAGAAAACAGAACUAUUCCAGAUUUACGCCCAUUCAAAUGAGAUAAAUAAGUGGCCCUGUAGAUCCUUUGUGCCCUAAUACUAUUUCACCUAAAUGGGAUAUUUCUUUAGCAUAUGCAACAAGGGCCUGUGAUAUUAGGACCUGAUUCAACACCCCCUGAAAUCAAGUGGAACCUUUUCUUUGACUUCAGUGGAGUCAAACCCUUGGAGUAGAAGCUCUUGAAUUCGCUCCUCCUUUAUGACUGUGAAAUUCUGACUGGUUACAGUGUGAGGUAUAGUUAAAAGCUAUACAGGCACAGACAUGUUACCUGAACAGCAAGGCCAGGUGUCAAAAAUAAUCAUCAUUAAAGGUGUGACAUCCCUACUUUGUGUGCAGAUUUAUCAGGCACUGUCUCUGAAAAAGCAUGGAAGGCUCAAGGCUAAUGUACAGAUAGCACUGGGAGUCAAGGCCAAAUUUCUUGGCAGUUAGGAGCUGUCAAGCUGAAUUCCCACUCUGUCACUCU